Drosophila serrata is the source of this 4897-nucleotide messenger RNA. RefSeq lists its product as uncharacterized. Lineage: Eukaryota; Metazoa; Arthropoda; Insecta; Diptera; Drosophilidae. The record is from RefSeq and is a predicted model, not a curated record.
CGCGUAGCCGCCGUGUGUGACGGACAGAUGCCAAUGUCUGAGGCCGAAGCGAGCGGAGUUGCACAUAGUUUCUCGGGCGCCAAGUGCAUUCAAUUAACAUAAAAUGUAAUUAGAGACACUCCAUCUCGCGCGCUCUCUCCCCGAGUCUCUCUCCAUUCUCCAAAACGCUCUCAGUGCCUUUCUGGCCGCAUUAAUUAAAUGCAAACAAAAGUAAAGUGAGCAGCGCGACAAAACUAAAGGACAUUAAAGUGCCAGCGAACAAUUCAUGGAAUUCCCCAUUAAACGAGUGGUGGUGGCAAGUGCAGGUGGAAUCCAAUCGAGUUGCCCGGAAAUUGUCGCAAAUUAAAACCUUCAUAAAUUGGCGUGGCUGCUCGAGGAGGCGCCCCAUUUAGAGGCGCAUUGUGAAUGCAGCCUUUCACCCAGAAGUGGCGACAUGAAAAAGUACAAGUGUGCAUUCUAAGAAUAACAAACAACUCGAGUGAGAUAAAACCAGCAACUGCCACGGUACUACAGCGGUGCGAGUAUAAAGUGCUAACGUAAACACAGCCGGGCAAAAGGAGCGUAAGCAAACAUCGGAGCAGCCGGAAAAAGCGUUGAAGGUUGUCCCACCGAAUCCCUGCGGCUCUGACGUGUUGUGUUUGUGUAUUUGUGUGAGUGAUCCAAGUUGCAAGUUCCAAGUUCCAAAAUCCAAAAUACAAAAUCCAAGAGCCAAGAGCCAAAGGAGCCAAGAGCGGAAAAGCAAAGAAAUGUGCAAGUAAUGUGCAGCCAGGAAAGUGCAAUGCCAUCCAUAAAAUCCGCCGAAAGCGAGACUCUGCCUGGGAUUAUUAGGAGCGACAGCAUGACAAACGGCAGCUCCUUGAGGUCCUGUCUGCUGCUGGCCACCGUUCUGGGAUUACUCUGCGGGAGCGAGGCUCUGCCCUUUGAGUAUGUAGACGAGCACGACGACUUCAACUACGACCUGGACACCGCCCAGUCCCAGGCCAAGUACGACGCCCGCCUGCUCUCGCAGCAGAUGCUCAGCGACGCGGAGCUGCAGCGCCAGGAUAACGGCUUGGAGCCCGGCUCGCCACGAGCUCAGGGGAUUGGCGCGGCUUCCGUCGCGGACGGUGCGGAUGGAAGCCCCACGGAGGAGGACCUAGAGCCGCACAGCCGGGCAGCGGCUUGCUUCACCAACGGACACAAGUACACGCACGGCCAGAAGGUGCCCCGCCUGGAUGCCUGUGAGGUGUGCCUCUGCAUGGACGGCGAGAUCUUCUGCUGGUGGGAGAAAUGCGAUAAGGCCAGUGCAAACAAGGCGAAGGCAGUGGCGUCAGGAAGUGGUGUUGGCCAGGACGGCGUCGUUGGUGGCAAUGGCGAUGGUAAUGUAGACGGUGAUGGGGAUGGCGAGGGUGAGGCUGAGGCUGAGGGUGACUAUUCAGAUCCAUAUCGCUACCAGAGCACAACGGGAAAGUCAACAAAAGUGCAUAAAGCGGCUAGGAAAGUUGGCAAGCGGCAUAAGCAUCGCAAGAAUCAAAAGAAUUUUAAUGACUACGAAGUUUACCACAGCCACAGGCAGAAGCAGCCGGAUUAUAAAAAGUCCGCCGUAAAGCAACAGCUCCAGCAGAAGCAGAAGCACCAGAGUGACGGCGGUGGCAACUACAAUAUAAUCAAGCAACACAAACACGAGCUACAGCACAAGUUGCCGGAGCAGGAGCAGGAUCAGGAGCAGGAGCAGAAGCAGGAGCAUCGGAGUGCGUCCGACUUGGCUGUUAAUCAGGCGGCAAAGGCAACGCAUUAUCAGCCACCAGCUCCGUCUCCGCCCCCGCAUCAGCACCAGCAUGAGCAUCAGCAGCAGCAGCAGCAGCAGCAACACCAUCCCCACCAGGCCCAGCAUUCGUCCAGCAAAAUCCUGAAUUUCCCCGAAAACUUGCCAUCUCUGCUCUACUACGACUACAAGACCGAGGAGCAUGAGCAUCACCAGCACCAACACCACCAGCAGCACUUGCUCCACGAGAAGCAGCGCCUCUUGCAGCAGCAACAAGAGGCGUUGGCACGACAAAAGGCGCCACUGGUGGCUGAAGUCGGUCCAGGACCCGCACUCGGAGCAGAGGCAGGCGUUGAGCUCCGCACCAACUUUGGCAGCGAUAAAAACCCUGAUGAGGCGGAAACAGACAGCGAUAUUCUGCCGGAGCCGCCAACAAAGCGGCCAAAGGCAGCUCCCACACAAUGGCCAGCGCAGGCGUUGAUGACAACCCGGGCAGGAGCAGCAAGCGGACCAGCAGCAGCCGGAGCAGCAUCAGCCACGUUUGCGACAACGACAACGACAGCAGCAGCAGCAACAUCAGCAACGACAGCGACAACGAAGGCAGCGACAAGAACAAAUGAAAUGGUGACAAGCACGAUGUCUAGUGCCACAGUGGCAGCCACAAAUCUGCAACCUGAUCGCCGUGGAUAUGACGCGGAGGAGGUCGACGACGCCUUCCACCGAUGGCUGACGUCCACGGAGCUCAAUGCUGACAACACAAACUCGCUAGACGACAACUCGGAACAGGAAACGCCAGCGUCGACAAUAAUCGAUGAUGUUGGCACGACCAACAGGAGCGAGGAGAGGGCCGUCCUGGCCAAAGACAAUGGCAGCGAUGCCGUCUUCUUUCGCAGCUCGUACAACGAUUACAGCAGCGAAUUCAAUGGGAGCGUUGUCAAUAUUGACAUUACACUAACUGCAGUUGAUGUGCAUCCCCAUCGCCAAACGGAUUUAAUUGCAAAUGGCAACAGAACGUCAGGCGUUAACGACAAUGGCAGCAGCAUCACCACCAGCAUCAGCAGCAGCAGCAUCAGCAGCAGCAGCAAUGGAACAGCAGGGAAAACAAUGGACCCAGAAGCAGCCAGGAGCAGAAGCAGGGGCGGCAGUGUCAGCAAUCAGGAUCAGCCCCAGCCCCGGCAGAGCACUGCUCCUCCGCCGUUCACCCUGACAACGAUUAUAACAACAACGCCGCCGGCACCAGGGCGUAUGUGCAAUGUUUUGGGCAAACUGUAUAAAAUUGGCGACAUUCUGCCACAGGAUACGGGCAACUGUCUGCAGUGCAUUUGCACGGAUGCCGUGACACCUGACGAGAUGCCGAGCGUCACCUGCAGUCCGCACAAUUGCCCGCCGCUGGUGCUGCCGGAUCUGUUCGACGCGACUGGCUACUGAGGUUACGGGUUGGUGCUGUAAGUUGCCCAGGACCGAGGACCGAGGACCGAGGACCCAGAACCAUAACCAGGACCCUGCGGGUGCUUGGGCGGCAGGUGUUGGAAUUUUUAAAUGGAUCGAAUCGUGAUUUAAGCCCGAAACGGAAACCACAACUACAGCAGGCCGCAGGAUACGGGGCUGAAGAGCUCACAGUUCACUCGCACAGUCACUCACUCCCACAUAUUGCAUGUCAAGGUCUCAACUAACUCAGCAUAAUCGUAUGGAUUUCAGUGUAAAGCCCUCCCUAUCACGAGUGCCGCGAGCACUCUCUAAACCGAAUACCUAUCAGCAAGCAUAUACUAUACUCGUAUUGGACUAUAAAUAUAUACUUAUAUAUCAGAUCAAAUCAGACCAGAGUGGGGAGCAGAACGCAGGAUGGGGCGCAGUCUAGGUUUUAAUGCAUUUUAUAAGAACGCAAUGUCAUCUCUCUCCCCAAUAUAGUUGAUCGAGUCCCGACAAGAAACAAUUGAAUUGAAUGUAUACAGCAGUAGAAAUUUUAAAGAAUUUAUAGAUGUACCACACCAGAAACAUAUAUAUAUAUAUAUAUACAUACAUAUAUCUACCGAUGUCUAUACCUACAUUUGUGUGUAUUGAAUUCAGUUCAGGAAGCAUUCACGAAUUAUUUCCCGACUGAGACAAAGGCGUGCACAGGCUUUCAAUAUAUCCAGCAAAGGGGGAAAAACGAAGCGGAAAAACUUAUACAAACAAAGGCGACUAAAUCUAUAGCGAAGAAAAAAACAAACUGAAAAACUGAACAAUGACAAAUAAUGAACAAACGUGUGUAAUAUUUUAAUUUGUAUAUUAAAAGCAAACAACUUAUUCCUGAUUUGCAUGCAAAUACCCUCAUUGUUUCGCGCUUCUUUUAGGCAUUUAAAAAUACGUAAUCUACGGAAACGAAUACCAGACAUUAUGCGAUGUAUAUGUAUAUGGAAGUUGUUUUAACAAAGCUGAACGUGGCAAAGGAAGACACCAUAUCGAGUAGUAAUAACAUUUUAAGCGUAAACCCUAAUUAUAAACCCUAAAAAUAAAUAUAUAUAUACUUAGAAACUGUCAUAUAUACAUAGAUUCAGUGAAUUUCAAAUUUACAGCAAUUCCCCGAAAGUGUAUUAUUAUUCCCUUGGUUUCUAGUGGCAAGGACAGCAUUUAUUUCAAAGCUAGUUUAGGCGUGAUAAACAUUGGUUCAUUCGGAAAGGGUUAAGUUAAGCGAAAUACAUACAUAUAUACUUGAAAAGUAGAAAACAAUUUUGAUUGUAAGGGAAAUCAUCGAAGAGAGAUUCGAACCAGUUUCCGUAAGAUGUAGACGGGGUCAAAUGGAACUAUAUAGACAUAUGGAACUUUGAAAUCAAAACGCAUAAUAUACGUACAGAUACACACAUACAUAUAUGUAUACAUAUAUACCGGAAGAACACACAGCAUAAAGUAUAAAUAUUUAUUAUUGAUGUUCCACAAGAGCAAACAGAAGAGCAACAAAUACAAAAAACAUUAAAAAACCUUGAAAGAAAUAGAACAAAUUCAUCUUGGUCCAGGCGUAUUAAAAAUGUAUACAAAACUAUAAUAUGCGUAUAUAUUGUAUGUGUAAAAUAAAUGUAACUACAACUCUCAACUAAUCCACACACCCACACGCAGAGCCACUAGCAUCGCUGUGUGUUUAAAUGGAAAUUGUGUUUGAAAUCAAAUUGACAUGAA